Paramecium tetraurelia is the source of this 465-nucleotide messenger RNA. RefSeq lists its product as uncharacterized. The transcript is spliced from 3 exons. The record is from RefSeq and is a predicted model, not a curated record. NCBI's taxonomy places the organism in Eukaryota, Ciliophora, Oligohymenophorea, Peniculida, Parameciidae.
AUGUAAGAGUGGCCUAAGAAAUUAUUUUUAGCAAUAGCAUUCAUCUCAUGCUUUACAUGCUACGCAAGACCAGAUUACAAUUUACCUCUUUUUGCUUUUGCAUACUUAUUAUGGGACAUCGAUAGACCUGUUUCACAAAAGAUCAGAUUGAUAUACUUAUUCGUAUAUUCUUGGAUUAUCGAUUUUGUGUGGCUGGUUUAUUGGGGUCCAUUUUGGAAUUCAUCAGCUUUCUCGCACAAUUGGGCUGAUGGAAUACAAACAUUUGUGUUAGUGUUGUCAGUUAUCAACUUUAUUAUUAAAUUAGGUACAAUAGUAGUGUGUAUCUUGGCAGAGAAGGAGUGUAAGGAUGCAUUACAUCCGGAGAAUGCGAUGGCACAUGCAAAGAAUAUUUUUAAUAGUGAGGGUCAGCAUUAAUGAAUUACUUAAUAUAGAAAAUUUUGAAAAAAAUUAAUAUCUAUUUUAAAA